GCCUGAAAGAAUGCGUUCCAGAAGCAAUGAUACCAAGGGCUCAGCCCGCAAGCAAUUUCCAAGACACAGAAAAGACCACAGUUUUCAAAGAUCUGAGGAUAUGAAGCACAGACAGCAAGAUAAAGACUCCACUAGUGAAUGGGAUGUCCUCCUUCCGCAGCCCCAGUCAGAGAAGCCACACAGUGGUAAUGGCCACCAAGCAGAAGACCUUUCAAGGGAUGACCUAUUAUUUCUCCUCAGCAUUCUGGAAGGAGAACUGCAGGCUCGAGAUGAAGUCAUAGGUAUUUUAAAGGCUGAAAAAAUGGACUUGGCUUUGUUGGAAGCUCAGUAUGGGUUUGUCACUCCAAAAAAGGUGUUAGAAGCUCUCCAGCGAGAUGCAUUUCAAGCAAAAUCAGUACCUUGGCAGGAGGACAUCUAUGAAAAACCAAUGAAUGAGUUGGACAAAGUUGUGGAAAAACAUAAAGAAUCUCACAAAAGAAUCUUGGGACAGCUUUUAAUGGCAGAAAAAUCCCAUAGGCAAACUAUCCUGGAGUUGGAGGAAGAAAAGAGAAAACACAAAGAAUACAUGGAGAAGAGUGAUGAAUUUAUAAGCUUACUAGAACAGGAAUGUGAAAGGUUAAAGAAGCUGAUUGAUCAAGAAACUGAGUCCCAGGAGAAGAAAGAGCAAGAAAAGGAGAAGCGGAUCACUGCCCUGAAAGAAGAGCUGACCAAGCUGAAAUCUUUUGCUUUAAUGGUGGUGGAUGAACAACAAAGGCUAACAGCGCAGCUCACCCUUCAAAGACAGAAAAUCCAAGAGUUGACCACAAGUGCAAAGGAAACACAUGCUAAACUAGUCCUUGCUGAAGCCAGAGUUCAGGAAGAAGAGAAGAAGGCAACCAGACUAGAAGAAGAAUUGCAAACACAGACCACAAAGUUCCACCAGAACCAAGAGACAAUUAUGGCAAAGCUCACCAAUGAGGACAGUCAAAAUCGCCAGCUCCGACAAAAGCUGGCAGCACUCAGCCGGCAAAUUGAUGAGUUAGAAGAGACAAACAGGUCUUUACGAAAAGCAGAAGAGGAACUACAAGACAUAAAAGAAAAAAUCAACAAGGGAGAAUGCGGAAAUGCUGGGAUCAUGGCUGAGGUGGAAGAGCUCAGGAAACGCGUGCUAGAUAUGGAAGGGAAAGAUGAAGAGCUCAUAAAAAUGGAGGAGCAAUGCCGAGAUCUCAACAAGAGGCUCGAGAAGGAAACAGCACAGAGUAAAGAUUUUAAGCUAGAGGUCGAAAAACUCAAUAAAAGGAUUAUGGCUCUGGAAAAAUUAGAAGAUGCUUUCAACAAAAGCAAACAAGAAUGCUACUCUCUGAAAUGCAAUUUAGAAAAAGAAAGAAUGACCACAAAGCAGUUGUCUCAAGAACUUGAGAGUCUGAAAAUGAGGAUCAAAGAGCUAGAAGCCACUGAAAGUCGACUGGAAAAGACAGAAUUUACCCUAAAAGAGGAUUUAACUAAACUGAAAACAUUAACAGUGAUGCUCGUAGAUGAACGGAAAACAAUGAGUGAAAAAUUAAAGCAAACUGAAGAUAAGUUACAAGCUGCUUCCUCUCAGCUUCAAGUGGAGCAAAAUAAAGUAACAACAGUAACUGAGAAAUUAAUUGAGGAAACUAAAAGGGCCCUCAAGUCCAAAACUGAUGUGGAAGAAAAGAUGUACAGUGUAACCAAGGAGAGAGAUGACCUAAAAAACAAACUGAAAGCAGAAGAAGAGAAAGGAAAUGAUCUCCUGUCAAAAGUUAAUAUGCUGAAAAAUAGGCUUCAAUCACUAGAAGCAACUGAGAAAGAUUUCCUAAAAAACAAAUUAAAUCAAGACUCUGGUAAAUCCACAGCAGCAUUACACCAGGAAAACAAUAAGAUUAAAGAGCUCUCUCAAGAAGUAGAAAGACUGAAACUGAAGCUAAAGGAUAUGAAAGCCAUUGAGGAUGACCUCAUGAAAACAGAAGAUGAAUAUGAGACUCUAGAACGAAGGUACACUAAUGAACGAGACAGAGCUCAAUUUUUAUCUGAGGAGCUGGAACAUGUUAAAAUGGAACUUGCCAAGUACAAGUUAGCAGAAAAGACAGAGUCCAGUCAUGAACAAUGGCUUUUCAAAAGGCUUCAAGAAGAAGAAGCAAAGUCAGGGCACCUCUCCAGAGAAGUGGAUGCAUUAAAAGAGAAAAUUCAUGAAUACAUGGCAACUGAGGACCUAAUAUGUCACCUCCAGGGAGAUCAUUCAGUUCUGCAGAAGAAACUGAAUCAGCAAGAAAACAGAAACAGGGAUUUGGGAAGAGAGAUUGAAAAUCUCACUAAAGAGUUAGAGAGGUACCGGCACUUCAGUAAGAGCCUUCGACCUAGUCUCAAUGGAAGAAGAAUCUCUGACCCUCAAGUAUUUUCUAAAGAAGUUCAAACAGAAGCAGGAGAUAACGAACCGCCUGAUUACAAGAGCCUCAUUCCUUUGGAACGAGCAGUCAUCAAUGGUCAGUUAUAUGAGGAAAGUGAGGACAGGGAUGAGGACCCUAAUGAGGAAGAAUCUGUGCUGUCCUUCAAAUGCAACCCAUCUGCUCCCUGUCCUGUUAACAGGAAGCUAUGGAUUCCUUGGAUGAAAUCCAAGGAGGGCCAUCCUCAGAAUGGAAAAAUACAAACUAAACCCAAUGGCAACUUUGUGCAACCUGGAGAUCUAGUUCUCAGCCACACACCUGGGCAGCCGCUUCAUAUAAAGGUAACUCCAGACCAUGUCCAAAACACAGCCACUCUUGAAAUCACAAGUCCAAACACAGAGAGUCCUCACUCUUAUACAAGCACUGCGGUAAUACCAAACUGUGGCACCCCAAAACAAAGGAUAACCAUCCUCCAGAAUGCAUCCAUAACACCAGUGAAGUCUAAGACCUCUACUGAAUGCCUCAUGAAUUUAGAGCAAGGCAUGUCCCCUGUUGCCAUGGCAACCUUUGCCAGAGCGCAGACCCCUGAGUCAUGUGGUUCUAUAACUCCAGAAAGGACAAUGUCACCUAUUCAGGUUUUGGCUGUGACUGGUUCAGCUAGCUCUCCUGAGCAGGGACGCUCCCCAGACCCAAUAGAAAUCAGUGCCAAGCACGCAAUUUUCAGAGUCUCCCCAGACCGGCAGUCAUCAUGGCAAUUUCAACGUUCAAAUAGUAAUAGCUCAAGUGUGAUAACUACUGAGGAUAAUAAAAUCCACAUUCACUUAGGAAGUCCUUACGUGCAAGCGGUGGCCAGCCCUGUGAGACCUGCCAGUCCUUCAACACCACCGCAGGAUAACCGAACUCAAAACUUAACUAAUGGGGCACUAAACAAAACAACCAAUAAAGUCACCAGCAGUAUUACUAUCACACCAACAACCACACCUCUUCCUCGACAAUCACAAAUUACAAGUCAGAGAAACCGAGAAAAAGAGAGAGGGGAGAGAGAGCACUCCCAUCUGCUGAUUCACUUCUCAAAUCUCCACAAAGGCCUAAGCCAGAAGCAAUGAACACCCAGGUCUCCGUGUGGCAAGCAGGAGCCCAAUUACUUGAAUCAUCACCCCUGGUUCCCAGGGCCUACACUGGCAACAAGCUGUAGUCAGGAACUAGAGGCAAGUCUAGAACCCAGGUACUCAGAUGUGGAAAGCAGGCUGCUUAACAGGCAACUUAACCAGUACACUAAAGUGUGCCCUUUAGUUGCAGAAACAUUUUCUUACAUCCUUUGUGUGUGUGUAUGUGUGAAUGAGUGAGAGAAACAGACUGAUCGAUCAUUUCAGUAUUACACAAACACUAUUCAGGAGGUCUCCACAACUAUAUCUUACAAUGUCAAUUAGGCAUGGAGUCCUCAUAACAUCCAAAGGACAAAAUUAGAGGUACUUUGAGAUUGUCAUAGGAAAUACAUUUCAUUAAAAAAAAGUUAGAAACUUGUAGUCUAAGGCAUCUAUGAUCUUCAAUGAUUGAAGGGGCUGACACUGUGGCAUAUCAGGUUAGACUGCUGCCUGCAAAGCUGGCAUCCCACAUUGGCACCUGUUAUAGAGUCAGUCAUGGCUGCUCCACUUCCCAUCCAGCUCCCUGCUAAUGCACCUGGGAAAGCAGCAGAAGACAGCCCAGAUGCUUGGGCUCCUGCAUCCAUGUGAGAGACAGGGAAGCAGCUCUGGGCUUCUGGCUUUGGCCCGGCUGUUAUGGCUAUUUGGGGAAUGAACCAACAAAUAAAAGAUGGCCCUGGAGCCACUUUCCCUAUAUCUCAGCAUUUUAAUGUAUUUAACUGUGAAAUUGUGAUAAUACUCACUUUUUGGGGUUGUUGUAAAAUGAAACAAAGAACUACUUAAAGACUGUAUAAAGAUUAGUUUUUCCUCUAUGUUAUUUUAGUUCACUACCCAGAAGCCUUUUAAAGGAGGACACAGAGCAUUCCCUUGCACUUUGUUCAAAGCCCUUCAUAAUCAGAGCAUGCAUGAUCUCCCUCCCUCCCACUUCUGUAACUGUGCCUUUCAAAUAAAUAAAUCUUAAAAAAAAGAAAUAUAAUGUCAAAUGAAAGCAUAAUUUUAGUAGCUUCUUUGCUUUUGAAUGUUUACAAAGUGGGUCUCCUUUUUAAACAUGUUAGAUAAAAGGAGGCAAACACCUUUCUUUAACCAAUACUCUAUAGUUUACCUUAAUCCUUGGUUUCUGCUAUCCUUGAGUAUUUGCUCCAAAAUAAUCAUUUUGCUUUGCAAUCCCAAGAGAAAAGACAAUCAUGCAAAAAUGCAUGCCCAGUCUCUAAAUCAGUGUUUUUCAAAAUCUAAGACACCUGUAUGAAAAUCCUAGAGCUAUCAAAUCAGAAUCUCACGGGUUCCCCUAGAGAACUGUAACACACCUCUCUGCUGACUAAUCUGUACUAUAAAGUUGGAAUGCCACUAUUUUAUAAAUCCCUGUAUCGAUAAACACUGGCAAAUAUGUUUUUCCUGUAGUCCCACUCAGAAUAAAUUACACCUGUCCAGAAAUUGUGACAAUUCUGCCCUCUAGUGGCUGGCAUGACAAACAGAAGACAUUCUCAGGUUUUCUUCUUGUAAAGGAAAGCUCAAAACAACAACAACAACAACAACAACAAAAAACCUACCAAUUUAUUGGGAGAGUUCUAUUUUCAAUGACUAUAGCAAAGCAGAGACGCUUGAAUCUUUUGCUGAGCUGUCUGACAUCUACAAGCUGUGUUUCUCCUCUAUAUUCCAGGCCCUCAACUUAACUUUGUAGCAUGCUCCAGAACACAUUAAGGAGAGCAGUUGGUUGAACUAAAACAAAGCAUCUAUUCACCUCAAGGACAAAUGCAAGAAAGGAAAGUGGUUUACUAAAGUCCCCAACACUUAAACCUCCUUUAAAUUCAUUUUCAUGUAGAUUAAACUCUAAGCCUUUUCCUUUCCAACUGAUGCACUUUUUCUACCAUUUACUUCAAGAAGGGUAAAGCUUUUGUAGUCAAAUACAUCACAAAAGGUAUCCCCCAAAGGCAAUAUGGUAGGGAUGGAAUCCUUGGAGUCUAAGCAAGCUAACUGGCCAACACCUCCAACUAGUUUAUAAUUUGAUAAUGAAUUAACAUUGCUCAAAUGGCAGCACUUCAUAAAUCUCAUCUGUUUAUGAAACCUAACCCCUGUGCUCCACUUCAGAGUAAUCUUCAAACUCCUAGGGUAGUUACUAGCUAUGCAAUUCUGUACUGUGCUAAUAACUAUCUCAACACCUAAACAACUGCCUAGAACAGCAAUCAAUAAUAGCAUUCCAUUAGGACAUCAGGUAUUACAAUUGGACUGCUACUCACUACCUGUCACACAGCAUCCUCUCAGUCAUGACAAAAAUGUUUUGUUCCCAGAGGUGAGGGUCAAAAUAAACCCCCAAGAAUCACUAUAUUAGAGAAAUGGACCAACUGACUUUAUAAGCCAAUUCCACUUUUAUAUAAUUUGCUUUGGGAAAAAAAUCAACACCUUAUUUGAAAACAUAGUCUGGUAUGUAGAGAUGAGAAUCUUCAACACGACUAAAUAUAAGCCUCAAAGCAAAUUUUAAAAUCUGCACUGAAGUUUCAUCACAUCUGGUAUGUUUCUUUCUACUCACUGUCACAUUGGCCCACAGGAUGUUCAUACUUGAACAUUUAUAUUUAUAUUAAUACCUUGUACUUUUGUCUCUUUCAAAGAUACCAUAUUAUAAAUUGGAGCUUUCAGAUUAACUAGUGCUUUUCAUUUCUCCAGUGCUUUCAGAAGAAAUAGAAUCUAAAUUAACCUUAGUGGGGAAAAUGGAUUUCAGCAGGAUCCUCAAGAACUUUAGACAUAACUUCCUCUACCUUUUAGACCUUUCUAAAAAGAGUGCUCUCUGAGGAUUUUCAAUUUUGUCUGUAUUAGUUUACAAUCACCACAGGCAUGAUGUCUUCUAUUAGGAUACAAACUUUAUUCAUUCCUCAACAAAUCACCUACAAGAAUGAACUGACAAACACUUAUGAAAUAUCCACUAUUAUUUUUUGCUGUUGUAGGCAGUUGUGUAGGUGUUGACAUUUGGAAUCUAAGGCCAGAGCUAAAAUGUAGAUACCAGUAUAGAGAGAAUUGUAUAGCCAGUAACUACUUAAAGAGUUUGAAGAUUACUCUGUGGUGGAGCUCAGGGCUUACGUUUCAAACAGAUGAGAUCUGGGCAGGGGCUGAGGAUUAGGAAAACUGGAAUGGAGGACAAGAGUGUUCCAAACAGGAGCUCACAAGGCGCAGGUGUAAUGGCAGGUAGGACAGCGGACAAUCAACAUUCAAGGAACAAUGUGCAGUGCAGUGUGGCUGAAGCUGAGUGGGUUGGGUCAAGAGCUAGAAGGGCAUGCUUUGCUCUGAUUAUGAAGGGCUUUGAACAAAGUGCAAGGGAAUGCUCUGUGUCCUCCUUUAAAAGGCUUCUGGGUAGUGAACUAAAGUAACAUAAGGGAAAAAACUAAUCUUUAUACAGUCUUUAAGUAGUUCUUUGUUUCAUUUUACAACAAUCCCAAAAAGUGAGUAUUAUCACAAUUUCACAGUUAAAUACAUUAAAAUGCUGAGAUAUAGGGAAAGUGGCUUCAGGGCCAUUAGUAUGUGACAAAAAUGAAUAGUGAAUGCAAGUCUAGCUUCAUUGUCUCAUUUUCCUUUCACGGCAACUAAGAAGCUACCUCCAUGCAAGGAGAAACAUUAAAAAUUGCAUUUGAUUCUUUCCACUACCGAUGGUGAUAAGCAGUUGCCUAAUGUCUACUUAUGCUUCAUCUCACAAAUCAGCCUCUUUAGUUGGAACACUCAAAUGCCCCUGAACAUAUCCAGGUCUUUUCUUUCGUCUUCCCUACUGCUCUACAUGGGUAGAAUUCCUGUUUCAUCAAAUGAAAUAAGACCCAGAGUCAAAGAUCUGGCUUAUGGCUUACCUAUUCUGAAAUCAUCCAGGAUCACCACAGCCAAUGGUGAUCUGCCUCUCUUCCAACUGCUCCUGCCACCCUGAAGCCAUAGUUAGAAUAACAAGAGAAAAGGGAUGUUGGGGGCCAAUUCCUACAAAAAUGGGCAGGAUUGGAGAAUACUGACAAGGUGAUGGUGCUGAGGAAAGGAGAUGUUAGAUGCAAGACCACAAAGCUCAUGUUCUUAUAAUCAACAGACUGUACUCAGAAAAUACAGUGGCUGUGGUCAGUGCCCAACUCCAUCUUCAGGCAGGAUUCUAUAAGCAAGGGGCACAAGUACCUGACCAGCCUCAGGGGAGACUGAAGAGAAAAAUAUCAGAAGUGAAUGAAAAUGAUCUAGGAAAGUAGCAUCACAAUCAUUCACAUCAAAGCUUAGUAAGUAAGGAGGUGGCUACCUUGUUAGUCCUGAUAAUGAUCCUUCCAGAAAAGACAACCAAGAGAUCCAGGUCUAGUCACCUUUCAGAAAGUACCACACAUUUAGACCCAUAUUUGGUGUUACUUCUGCCAUUGCAGAAACCUAAAAAAAAUUGCUAGAUGGAGGAUCCUAAUUUAAGAUUUCUAUUUCUCAAGUAUCACUAUUACUAGUAAGGAAAGACUGAUGUUCCCAAGAUCAUUUUUCUUUUAAAUAAUUGUUGUGUUUUUUCCCAGCUCACAGGAGAAGUGUUAGGCCUCACCUUUGUCAAUCUUUCUCUAAAUUCUACUUCCAAUUCAGGACUACAAUAACUGCAAACCCAGGAACAUCCCACAUAAAAACUGUCAUUACAAAAAAAUGUCUCCAAUUUGGUCCCAUGUCUCUCCUCUUAAUAAUUAAAGAAACACAAAACCCAUUUCUAGCAGGUGUUUGGCCUGACAGUUAAGAUUCCUGUGUCUCAUACUGGAAUACUUGGGUUUGAGUCUCAGCUCUGGCUCCCAACUCUACCUUCCUGUUAAUGCACACACUCUAGGAGGCAGCAGUGAUGGCUCAAGUGUUUGAAAGAACUGAAUUGAGUAAGUACCUCCCAGCUCCAGCCCAAGAUCCAGCUGUUGCAGCCAUUUGCAGAGUGAACCAGUAGAUGGGAGCUCUUGGUCUCUCCAUCUCUCAAGUAAGAAAAAAAAAAAAAAUGAACUACCAUAAAACAUCACUACCUUCUUCAAUACAGUUAUUUUUAAAAAAUUAUUUAUUUAUUUGAGAGGCAGAGUUACAGACAGAGGGAGAGAGAGAGAGAGAGAGAGAGAGAGAGAGAGAGAUCUUCCAUCCGUUGGUUUACUCCCCAAAUGGCUGCAACGGCCAGAGCUGGGCUGACCCAAUGACAGGAGCCAGGAGCUUCCUCCAGGUCUCCUACAUGGGUGCAGCGGCCCAAGUAUUUGGGCGAUCUGCUGCUGCCUUCCCAGGCCGCUAUGGAUUCAAAGAGCAGCCUGGACACAAACUGGCACCACAGGCAGAGACUUAACUUACUAUGCCACAGCACGGGCCCCACAGUUACUUUUUAAACAACACAAAUUCUUCAAGAAUACAGUAAUAUCCUUCGGUAUUAACAAAUCAGCUAGGUUUAUUUCUUCUUUUUAAAAAAAUAAAUGAAAGUUAUUUCUUAUCUGUUCUGUUGUUCCUGCCUGAAUACACCUGUAUCAGUCACUUUUUAAACCACAGAAAAUUUUAGAAAGAGGAGCUAAUUAAAAACUGCAGAACUUCAAAGAGUCUUUAGCCUAAGAGGUAAACCAUUCCUUCAGGGCAAUAAGCAGGGAGUCAGUGGUAGGGAUCACACUGCAAUGUACAACAUCUCUUAUAGUAACAUUUGUAAGCAGCCCAUUUAUUCUACAUAAAACUUUUUUUUCUGGUUAUAAUAAUACAAAUUUAUUACAGCAACCUUGGAAAAUGUAAGUGCUUUUGAGGCUGCUGCUUUUGGCUCCUAAGAAGGGUAAUGAGAAGACUAUGAAGAACAAUGGACAAUUAUUAAUACUUUUUCAGAGACAAACCUAUCAACUACGGCCCUAUUCCAGGUUUUUCUCAGAUUGCCAAUGAGGAAGGAAAUUCACUUGGUGGGAAAGGGGGGCCAUCCUGCCCUUACUGCAAUUCCCCUGUGCCAGAAAGUGGCAAAUUCUUCCACAGAGUACAAGGUUUAUGUAAUCUGUCUGCUCAGUCCAGACACAAUGGCUAAGGGGUCAGCCAGGUCACUGAAGGAGAGGGGCAGGAUUUCCUUUCCCCUAGCAGUCCAAUUCCUGCUGCAAUAAUGGUAAAAUCACUGCACAUUGUUCAAGUACUGGGAAGAAAUGUACAGUUGUUCUAAGAUGUAAGACUGAGAAGAAGUGAAAAAAUUGAAUGGGUCCAAAUGAAAGAAAAAGAAGGGAGAGCGGGGGAGAAAGGGUAUCAGUACAGGAAAGAAAAGAAAAAAAAAAGCCGAGAUGAAAGAAAACCCUCACAGACGAAUGAAAGAAAGAAGAUAAACAAGUUAGACAACAAUCAGGUUCAUAUAUUUUAAGUUAACAAAGUAUUUCUACAUGUGAUGCUCUAUGUCUGGCACAAAUGAAAACCACGGAGUUAGGAAGGAUUCUAAAAACUAUAAUUCAGUGUUUAUUCUUGGCUUGCCCCCACUGUCCAUUAUGUAGUUACCACAGAAAGGCAGAUGGAGAGGUGACUAGGUGUGACCACAAACCACAAUACGUUAUAGAACUUUCACCUCAGAAACUGGACAACUCUGUGAUAUAAAACAUAGCAGUGAAACACUAUUUAAAACUAAAGGUAGCUAAUCAAAUUAUAGGAUCCCUUGCAGUGUAAAACUAAAGCUUUUAGUGAUAAGGUUUUAUUACAUAAUGAAGAAAUCCUGAGAAAAUCAGGGGAAAAAAGCCAAAGCAGCAUAAGAAACUUUGGGCUAUUUGCCAUAUUCAUUAUCUGUUAUUUCUAUUCCCCCUCCCCAACACAAAUUAGCUGUGAUUUGCCAAAAAAUAUAAAAGACAAAAGAAGAUAAAGCAGUAAUUUUUUGAAGCAAUUUUUCUCCAGUUUAGCAUUUCCUCCUUUUCACCACCAUAUCCAUCAUCAUUACUUAUGUACUUUCCCACUGAACACUGAGAUAAAAACAAAAAUACAAAAACACUGUCAUUCUGAUAACAUGGCCUUGACCAAGCAUUCCACAGCUGGGACCCUUUGGAAGUCCAGAAGCCCUGAAUCUAGUCUUUCCCCGACUUGUCCUCAAUUACCACAAAUCAAAAUAACCCAGGUCCUUGGGAGUCUUGAACCUUUCAAUCCUUAGAGGUCAAGGUGUGAUGAGGGGCCCUGCAGUCCCAGGGGUCAGGAUCAUUCCUGAAGGGACACAGUAUGUUGACAACACAGCUUCAGAAAGUUCAAAGUACUCACAAAAUUCAUUUUGAGAAAGGAAACAUCCUGACUCCAGCUGUCAAAUUAGGAUUUGAUAGCUUUUUCAUAAAUGCUGGUUUUGCUCUGGUAUAUUUCCAAACUUCAGCCUUCCAUGAUAAUGUGAAAGAACACAAGGGUCAUGUAGAAACUGGUUGAGAGAACUGCGACUUUGACUACAACUGAAAACACGUCACCUUGGGUGCAAUCUGUUGAAAUCUUUACUUAGUAUAUACUAAGCUGAUCUUCUAUAUAUAAAGAUAAUGAAAAAUGAAUCUUAAUGAAGAAUGGGAUGGGAGAGGGAGUAGGAGAUGGGAUGGUUUGCGGGUGGGAGGGUGGUUAUGGGGAGAAAAAACCACUAUAAUCCAAAAGUUGUACUUCCGAAAUUUAUAUUUAUUAAAUAAAAGUUUUCUAAAAAAAAAAAAAAAAAAAAAAGAAUGAAUGAAUGAAAAAAAGAAAACAUGUCAUCUAAACUUCUUUUGGCCACUAAGGCUCCCUGUCAUCCAGUGACUCACAGCAACCAGGGAAUCUUGCAGAUUGCUAGGUUUCUUUUUAGAACUUAGGGACAAAAUAAGCCAACACUUAGAAUUUAAUGAAUACAUUCCACAGAUAGAUUUCUUUUCCUCCUACUGCUCCCUUGAUAGAACCAUUGCCUCUGCCUCAGCAUCCCUCAUACUUGUAAUCCAUUCCAAAUCUCAACUUCCUUGUUAAGCUGAAUUGAGCAUUUUUUUAAAAAAGUCUUUUUCUUUUAUGAAUGAGCUUUCCAAUUUAUUUAAUCUCCUUCAAAACAUCUGCUUUCUGAUGAAACCCAGAGAUUCCUACUUGGAGUAGAGCAUUUGCUGUGUGGUCUUAAAAGAGCCAUAUGCAUGGAUUCCUCCUGCAAUAUAUACUCCAAAUUUGGAUAAAACAAACUUACUUGGAGCUCUUUGACAUGAUGCUCUAUAAAAAUGAUCCAAGACAUGACACAUUUUAAAGCUGCAUACCUCAUUUAUUGAAAAAUGUCCAAGUAUAAAAUUCAUACGAUAAAAAAAACAGCAUCUUUUUUAUUUUUUGGAAAUAACAUUUAGAGUUGUCCUAAUAAAGUAACCAGCCUUUGCUGCCAUCUAGAGGUUAAAGCUAUGUAGCUAAAUCAGAAUUACCAAGAAAAGCACAAAGCUUACAGCAUGAACAGUACAAAAACAGAAACUCACUAACUAUUGGGCAGUCAGCUCCUAUAAAUGUCCACCAUCCCAAGUCACAUUUUCUUUUCCAACACAUAUCACUGUUGCUUAAAAGAAAUAAGCUCACCUAUACUGUAUUCUUUGUGAAUUGGUUUGCUGAACAGAUUUAAUAAACUGUGGUGCUCACUAAAAAUUCAUAUGCCCAUAAUUCCACUCCUAGACAAUCUUAAAUCCAAGUUCAACAUCUGGGCCUUUGCCCAGAUUUUAAAAGCCCCACAGAUGAUUCUGAUGAGCAUUCUUCAAGGUCACCACUGGCCCCCAAUGCCCUGGGCUAUCACAGUGCUGGACUAUCUACUGGGCCAGAGUCCCACAUAAAAGAAAUCUUAAAGCUCAUGUCUAAAAAAGGUUCAGCUACGCAAUUACUUCCUCAAAGUGUGGUGGGCUAACCACCUACAUUAGAAUAAAUUACCUUGAGUAUAUGUUAAAAAUGUGGAUCUCAGGGCAUAUCCACAGACAAAUGAAUUACAAUAUCUAAGGGAGAGGCCCAGGAAUAUACAAUUAAGAAAGUAAAUCUACAAUUUAAGAUUCCAACAAAGAUUUUUUUACACUAAAUUGGCUAACCAAUGUAAAUCUUGACAAAGUUUAUCACGGAAACCUAUCUUGGACAGGCUAUUACUAAUUCUAUGGUCAUAUUAUCAGCACAUUUGAUCAGUCCAUCACUUAUUUCAACUACAAAUAACAUGGCUGAUGUUCACAGAAAUGUCCUAAUCUCUGAGAUAUAUCACUCCUUUUCUAAUCUCUUAAUACGUUAGUACUGCUUUUUAUACUUGUAAUACUUAUUAUAGAAAGUAUAGAGAAUGCAGAUAAUGUAAGAAAAAUAAAAAGGAUCUAUAACCCCACUUGCCAGAGUUAAAUGCUAACAGCAUGAGUACGUUUUCUUCUAGCAUUUUCUCUUCAGGCAUAGGUAUUUAAAACAUGUAUACAGUUUUUUAUCUUGCUUUUUGAUACUUCUAAAUAAAUAUUUUCCUACAUCUUCAAAGCAUUAUUGUUUAAAGAUAAUCUAUUUCACUGUGAUGAUACUGUAAUUCACUAGCAGUUUUAAACUGUGUCCAUUUUCAUUAUAUUCCUAAAAUAAACAUCAUUGUCUGCCUCUCCGAUUAUUUCCUAGAAAAGAUUUGAACAACAAAAUGCCUAAGUCAGAGAGUGUGAGUUCUACAGAACUUAAUCACUUCUAUAAUCAUGGUUGAAGCUGCUCAUCUCAUGAAACCCUUACUGGUGUGUGGAGUUCUAUUUUUCUAAAACAAAAACAAAA
Molecule: messenger RNA, 13174 nt
Organism: Oryctolagus cuniculus (rabbit)
Lineage: Eukaryota; Metazoa; Chordata; Mammalia; Lagomorpha; Leporidae
Gene: FILIP1L
Product: filamin A interacting protein 1 like
Source: RefSeq, a predicted model, not a curated record